Molecule: messenger RNA, 4866 nt
Organism: Nerophis lumbriciformis (worm pipefish)
Lineage: Eukaryota; Metazoa; Chordata; Actinopteri; Syngnathiformes; Syngnathidae
Source: RefSeq, a predicted model, not a curated record
GUGUUUAGAAUGGGACACGCUGAAGGUCCAGUCAAAGAAAAAGACAGUUAAGGAUGCCGGAGCCCAACAAUGGAUUUCUCCUUCUCUUUCAUGCAAGGGAUCAUGGGAAAUACAAUUCAGCAACCCCCUCAGCUUAUUGACUCAGCCAACAUCAGACAGGACGGCACCUGUGACACCGGCAGCGACCCGGGUGAGGAUGGCGGUACCUCCUACGAUGCGGCCCUGGAUGCAGACUUCUACCCUCCCUCAGCGUCAGAGGACCUGCCACACGUCUCCAACGGCUACCCACCGGGUCUGGGCAUGUACGAGCCACAAUCCAAGUUCUCCAUGUACUCGCAAUUCCCCAACGGUUCGGCCAACGGCUAUGGGCCCAUUCGCAGCUACGCGGAGCACGGUCUCCUCAUGCCUGGGGAGAGCACCGUGCUGAGGGGUCCCGGUCUGCAGGAACGACCCCGCUCCCCUGUAUCACCACCGCUGUCCACGCACCACCCCCACCUGCACCACCACCAUCAUCACCAUCACCUCCCCCAUGCGCACCAUUUCCUCUCAAACACAUCCCACAUCCAAAGCCACCCGCAGAGCCCCCCGCCGCUGCCCCUGCCCACCCAGCACCACCUUCCCCAUACGCCUCACAUCAUGACCCACACUCUGCCUCCUCCUCCACCCCUGCAUCUGCCCUCGUCCAGCCCUCCGCCUUCCCUUGUGGACAGUACCCCCACCUCCCAACCGGUCCACACCCCUGCAGAAGCACUGAAAAAAACCACCUCCCCUGAGAUCAAGCUGAAGAUAAUAAAGACGUAUCAGAAUGGCAAAGAGUUGUUUGAAACGGCACUGUGUGGAGAUUUGCUGCAAGAAUUGCAGAAGGAAUCUCAAAAGAAUGAGGCAGCUCAAGUGCAGCGCCGACACGAGAGGAAGAAGGAGAAGAGGAAAAAGAGCACAAAGCUUCAUCUCCACAUCCAGGAGCAAAGUUUGGAGCCCAUCCAAGGCCAAGCGGGUACCACGGGCCAAACAGUGGACACCCAUAUCCAGCUGCAGCCUAGAGAAUCUACACCCGACCAGACGGACAACUCUCAGAAGACAGUUAUCCAAAUUGAACCAAAGGUUCCCAAAGUCAAUCAACCUUCAGUGAUCCAAGAGACAGGAUUCUGCAAAGAGUUUGUCAUAGGAGAUCUUGUGUGGUCUAAGGUGGGCACUUACCCAUGGUGGCCUUGCAUGGUAUCAUCUGACCCACAAAUGAAGGUCCACACACGCAUCAAUACUAGAGGUCACAGGGAAUACCACGUCCAGUUUUUUGGCAGCGUUGCAGAGCGAGCCUGGAUACACGAGAAGAGGAUUGUCAUAUACCAGGGCAAGAAACAGUUUGAUGAGCUCCAGGCAGACACACUGCGCAGGACCACAAACACUGUGGAAAAACACAAACUUCUGAAGCCUAUCCCUCAGAGGGAGCGCGCUCAGUGGGAAGUAGGCGUCGGCCACGCAGAGGACGCCUUCUUGAUGACGCGCCAGGAGCGUAUCGACAACUACACCUUCAUUUACGUCGACCCGGUCCCUAACGAGACGCCGAUCGCCAAGAAACCUGUUGGCCGCCCUGAGAAACGUAACCGGCGCUCCAGUGACUCAAUCAAUAAGAAGGAAGACACAGGAGUGAAGUCGCCCGAGAGAGAGCAGCCGCAACGGAGACAGCUGCCACGCCGGCAGUGUAGCAUUUCCAACGCAGAUGACAGUAAUGGCUCAAAUGAGAAGAAGAACCUUAGGGGGGAUCAGAGUAAGUCUGAUUCCCCUAAACAGGAUACUGGUACUGAUGGGGGGGCCAAGCAAGAUUCUCCAGCACCUGUCAGGGCGUGGAAAACUGCAGCAGCUAGAAAACUGCUGCCUCUCUCCAUCACCAUGAAAAGGCUGAAUGUCGAGAUUACAAAGUGUGACUGGCCUCUGCUGCAGAAAAAGAUUGCUACCUUGCCUAAAAAAGAAGAGAAGGAAGAUGAGGUGGAGCAGGAGAGAGUAACGGGAGAAGGCAGGCAACCUGACCUGGGCUACUGCUCGCCUGAGCAGGACAGCAGAGCUAAGCCCGAGGCGAGUCCUGAGGAGGAUGAAGAUGUGGACGAUAUGGAGGAAGAUGGGGAGGAGAGGAGGGAAUCCCCUGCCAGUCGGAGCGAGGAGGGCGGAACCCAGCCCACCUCCUCACCCGGCUCUCCACACAGCAGUACACAAGGUUCUCAGGAGAGGAAGCUGCAGCGACGGUCAGUCAGGAGCAGGUCGGAGUCUGAACGAGGCAAUGACCCCAUUCCAAAAAAGAAAACCAAAAAAGAACAGGCAGAGAUGGCCCCUGAGGCUGCACCAAGGGCAGGUUCCCAGAAGGGAGCCAGCGAGAUAUCUGACGCCUGCAAACCGCUAAAGAAGCGAAGUAGAGCAUCCACCGACGUGGAGAUGGCAUCGUCUCAGUAUAGAGACACGUCAGAUUCUGACUCUAGAGGCCUCAAUGAUCCACAGGGUUUAUUUGGAAAGAGUCUUGAUAGUCCAGCAGCUGCAGAUGCAGACGCCUCAGACACUCAGUCUGUGGACUCUGGCUUGUCUCGUCAGGAUGGUAGCUCUGGGAAGAGUGACACAGUCUGUCAGAUUUGUGAGGUGUACGGUGAAAAUUUGGUGGUGUGUGAAGGUGAUUGCAACAGGCAGUUCCACCUCGACUGUCUAGGUCUGACGUCACUACCCGAAGGAAAGUUCACUUGCCUGGAAUGUAGAAAUGGCAAACACGAGUGUUUCAGCUGUAAGAAAGCAGGCAAGGAGGUGACACGUUGCUCUGCGACUGGCUGCGGAUGUUACUACCAUAAGGAUUGUGUUCAGAAGCUCCCAGGAACUACCAGCUUCACUGGCGGAGGCUUCAGUUGCCCUCAGCACAGCUGCGCCACCUGCUGUCUGGAGCGAGACCUGCAACGUGCCAGCAAAGGUCGUCUGAUGCGUUGUAUACGCUGCCCGGUGGCGUAUCACACUGGGGACAGCUGUGUGGCGGCGGGGAGCGCCGUCCUAACACAUCAUAUCAUGAUCUGCAGCAACCACGGCAGUACCAAGAAGAAUGGCCUCCUCACUUCUCCAGUCAACGUGGGCUGGUGUUUCCUGUGCGCCAGAGGGCUGUUAGUGCAAGACCUUACUGACACCAUAUUAAGUUCAUAUGCCUAUAAGUCCCACUACCUUCUGACUGAGUCAAAUCGUGCUGAGUUGAAAUUACCUAUGAUUCCCUCUCCUUCGUCAGCUACCAAAAAGAAUGUUGGGAAAGGAGGCAAGUUGCUGUGCUGCGACUCUUGCCCAGCUUCCUUCCACCCGGAGUGUUUGGAGAUGGAGAUGCCGGAGGGGCCGUGGUCCUGCAGCGACUGUAGGGCCGGCAAGAAGCCUCACUACAAACAAAUUGUCUGGGUCAAACUGGGAAACUACAGGUGGUGGCCAGCAGAGAUCUGCAACCCUCGUUUGGUCCCGUCGAACAUCCAGAGCCUUCGCCAUGAUAUUGGCGAUUUCCCAGUCUUUUUCUUCGGUUCCCACGACUAUUACUGGAUCAAUCAGGGGCGUGUCUUCCCUUACGUUGAGAACGACAAAAACUUUGUGACUGGUCAGAUUAACAUCAACAAGACUUUCAAGAAAGCUCUAGAAGAAGCAGCCCGCAGGUUUCAGGAGCUCAAAGCACAGAGGGAGAGCAGGGAGGCUCUAGAGCAGGAACGAAAAUCUCGCAAACCGCCACCCUACAAGUUCAUCAAGUCCAAUAAGCCUGUGGGGAAAGUGCACAUGCAUGUUGCUGACUUGUCUGAAAUCCCACGCUGCAACUGCCGGCCCACAGACGAGCAUCCGUGCAGCCUUGACUCGCAGUGUCUCAAUCGCAUGCUGCAGUAUGAAUGUCAUCCUCAGGUAUGUCCUGCGGGUGAAAAUUGUGAAAACCAGUGUUUCUCCAAACGCCUGUAUACGGGGACGGAGGUGAUAAAGACAGAAGGCUGUGGAUGGGGCCUUAGAACCAAUCAGGCUUUGAGGAAGGGUGACUUUGUGACCGAGUAUGUCGGCGAAGUCAUUGACUCAGAGGAAUGCCAGCAGCGAAUUAAACGCGCUCAUGAAAACCACGUCACCAACUUCUACAUGUUAACUCUUACUAAGGACCGUGUGAUUGACGCUGGUCCAAAAGGAAAUUCUUCCAGGUUCAUCAACCACAGCUGCAGCCCCAACUGUGAAACCCAAAAGUGGACAGUCAACGGCGAUGUCCGCAUUGGACUCUUUGCCCUUUGUGAUAUAGAAGCUGGGACCGAACUGACAUUCAAUUACAACUUGCACUGCGUGGGAAACAGAAGAACAUCUUGCCACUGCGGAUCAGACAACUGCUCAGGUUUCCUCGGAGUGCAGCCAACUAGUGCCGUGGUGCUAGAGAAAGAGGAGAAGGCCAGGAAUGCCAAACUGAGGCAGAAGAAGCGGAAGCUUCGGCUUGAGGGCAAACACACACACGAGUACUUCUGCUUUUGCUGUGGAGAGGGAGGAGAGCUAGUGAUGUGCGACAGGAAGGACUGCCCCAAGGCGUACCACCUGCUGUGUCUCAACCUCACCAAACCGCCAUAUGGUCGUUGGGAGUGUCCGUGGCACGACUGCAGCAUCUGCGGGGCACCGGCCUCAUCUUUUUGCGACUUCUGCCCUCGCUCUUUCUGCCCGGACCACGAGGCGGGAGCGCUGACUGCCUCUUCGUUAGAGGAGCGCCCCUGUUGUUCCAGCCACAACCCUCUCAGUCCACUGGGCUCCGUUCCCGGCUCGACUCAGCCGCCACCGACUUCCCCUCAGAGCCUCGUCGCAGUCAAAGAGGAACCGCAGAGAGACGUUGUGGCGCCCUCAUUACCUCGUUCCCAGUAG